AAAGUGUACGAGUUAAUGUUCAGUAAAUUCUGUAACUGCAUGGAGCUUUGAAGUACAGAUUAGUUAUGUGCCAGAGAGAAACAGAGAUAGAACAAGAAGUGCAUGUGGAACAACACACAAGAGACAUGCAGCAGCUCACACUUAAACAAUGCAUUUCCCCCAUUUAGACACCUUACAAUACAAUGCAGCAGCCCUGUCCACCCAAGAAUCAACCAAACAACCAUGGCUUCUCAGUCUCUUCCUCCCACUGCCAUCACCUCUCUCGUCCUACUUCUCAUCACCCUUAUUCCUUCUGCUCUUUCUCAGAACCCCACCACCUCAGGCUCUACCAUAGCGCAAUGCAGCCUUCGCCUGCUACCUCUGGCUUCAUGUGGAUCCUAUGUCCAGGGUUCAGCCCCAACACCAGUGCAGUCAUGCUGUGACAACCUCAAGCAAGUCUAUAGUCAGCAGCCCAAUUGCCUUUGCCUCCUGCUCAACAGCACAGUCAUGGGCUCUUUCCCCAUUAACAGGACGCUGGCUCUGCAGCUGCCACUUGUUUGCAACCUUCAAGUCAGCAUCUCUCCCUGUUCAGAAGGGAUGACAGUGCCUCCUAGUUCACCCGAUUCACAAGUUUCCCUUGGUGAAGGCACCAAUUCCACUGUUGCCGCUUCUCCCGUGGUUGCAGUGGCACCAAGACCAAGCAUUAUGGGAUUUGGGUUUGGCCGGAGUUCUAGCAUGAGGUUGGAAGUGAAAGGUGACUUAGCUGUAGCAGUCAUUUGGGUGGCCUGUUUGCUGACAUAAGUUCUAUUUUGAGCCUGAUUAUGGCAUAUCAUAGUGUAGGUGCAUUUUCAUUGAUCUCUAAGAUAGUAUAAGAGUCGAACUCUGGACUGAUUAUGCUACGAGUUUUCUACUUUUACUACUUCGAUUUUAGUCAAGUUGUUAUCCUUACAUAGGUUCGAACUAUUAUAUAUAAGUUCCUUUCUGUCUUAUAAUGAAUUA
Vitis vinifera (wine grape) is the source of this 978-nucleotide messenger RNA. RefSeq names its product non-specific lipid transfer protein GPI-anchored 10. The coding region runs from base 103 to 780 and encodes 225 amino acids. The record is from RefSeq and is a predicted model, not a curated record. The transcript has 3 exons. Lineage: Eukaryota; Viridiplantae; Streptophyta; Magnoliopsida; Vitales; Vitaceae.